AAAGUAACAGAGGGGGGGCCGAUCUUCUGGCCUUCCUUUGGCACCCGAGGCUCUGGGGGGGCUGGGCAGCCCAUCAUCGCGCGACGACGCCGCGGGCGCCUUUCCGGGACUCCGCUGCGUGCUUCCGACUCCCGCUUGUUAUCCGCUCUCUGAAAGCAGCUGCCAAAACGCAAAGCACAGAACCAUGGCCGACCCUCUCGGUCUUCCGCCAAACCAGUUCGCCACCCUCCUGAAUGCCUUCACGUCCAUCGACCAACGACUCAGUCGCAUCGAGGCCGGUCUGCGACUCAACAGCAGCAGCAGCAGCAGCAGCUUCAAUUUCGCGCCCGCCGCUCCUGCUGUCCAAGUCCCCCCCCCGCCUCACAACGCACCGCCGCCCGUAUCGCUGAACUCCGCCACGGGCCCAACCGCCAUCGUCCCCGUCGCGUUCCGAUCGCUGGAGCCGCCCCCGCAGGGCUACGCUAUCUCGUCGCGGGCCACCAUGCAGGAAGAGCUCGACCAGUGGACCAUACCUCGCGGCUACAGCAUGCGAAUUGCCGGCGCAAAGGUCACUGGCAAGAAGAAGGCCAAAAAUGAAGGCCGCCGAAAGCCUACCACCGACCGUCUCUCCAAGAAGUGCGGCUGUCUCUUCAAGUUCGAGGUCAUCGAAACAACAAAGGGCUCCGACAUAUGGGUCCUGCACUACCCCAACGAAGAGCACAAAGUGCACAACCACGGCCCCUCGGACCAGACUUCGGACCCCAGGGCCAGGAAACUGCCCUCCUAUAUGUCUGCCGAGGUUGACCAGUGGCUGAGAGAAGGCUGGCAGGUGAGCAAGAUACAAGAGGAGCUCAAGGGCCGGGGCUUCACCAACGUCCUCAACACUGAUCUAUAUAAUCGGAAACGCCUCCUAAAAAAGGACGAGGGCCACAUGCUUGGCUAGAGAUUGCUGAGACGGUGGCCGCUUUGUGCCGGCGUGUGCGAGAACAUUUUGAUGUCGUUGCCCUCAUGAGAGUAUUGGUCUAGCGAUGACGAUUUCCUACCAUUAUACCCAACUCGUGGCUGCCUGACUGCUAGCGACGUAUGAUUUAUGACUAAGAGGGCGUUUUUUUGGUGGAUUUUGCUUGGAGUGGAGGAGUUCUGGGCUC
Messenger RNA from Lasiosphaeria miniovina, 1127 nucleotides. RefSeq lists its product as uncharacterized. The record is from RefSeq and is a predicted model, not a curated record. The transcript has 3 exons. Lineage: Eukaryota; Fungi; Ascomycota; Sordariomycetes; Sordariales; Lasiosphaeriaceae. Bases 185 to 922 code for a protein of 245 amino acids.